Molecule: messenger RNA, 978 nt
Organism: Dibothriocephalus latus
Lineage: Eukaryota; Metazoa; Platyhelminthes; Cestoda; Diphyllobothriidea; Diphyllobothriidae
Source: the annotation of a GenBank genome assembly
AUGGUAGCGCACCUGUCUGUUCUUUCAGCUGCUUCUUCCCCAUGUGGGAGGUACUUUGCUUUCGGAACCAACUUCGGGUUCAUCUAUGUUUUCCUUCUAGAGAUUUCCGACAAAGGCAGUCCAAAUUUUACGGUUUCAAUUAUAUCUAAGCUCCCUUAUCCUGGCGGAGUUUAUUCGCUAAUAACAUCAGCCAACAGGCUUUACGCAGCCUCUGUUGGCUAUGUUGCAAAUAUCUCCUGGGAGAACCUUAUUGCUGGGAAGAGAGACUCUGAAUUCUGGUUUCCCCACGUAUGCAAAUUUGUCGGAAAUCAAACUGAACCAAAAAUAGUUGCUGGCGGUACGUCAAGCAGUCUGUUGACGUGGGACCACACGGGCGAAAUGUUAGCAGAUACCAAUCUGGGCACCGACCCAGCCACUCGCCUUCUCCAUGUGCUUACAGUUACGGAAGUGUUCUCUCCUGACAAUGCCAUCAAUGGACGUGCAGUACCGCCCAAGAAGUCCGCCAAAUCUAUCAGUAACCGCGAGCGCAAGCAAGCGGCCAAAAUGUGGUUUACUGGAGUUCCAUCUGCCCUUGUUAAGGCAUCACAAGACGCACAGGAGUCAACAGCCCCCGAUCUCGUAAAGGCGAAAUCCUUUUCCGGUCCAACCAAACGAAUUGCGAUGGAUUGCGAAUUUGUGGGCGUGGGUUUCGAUGGCAAGGACAGUGCACUGGCGCGUGUGUCCAUAGUGAAUCAAUUUGGCCAUUUGCUCAUGGAUGAGUACGUUAGGCCUAAAGAAAAGAUAACUAACUACAGGACAGCCGUCUCAGGAAUCACUCCCGCUCAUAUGCGGCCUGGUGGACCUGCGAAGGACUUCGAUUCAGUGCACCAGAAAGUCGCUGAACUAUGCAAGGGCCGUAUCUUAGUUGGCCACGCUGUCCACAAUGAUUUAAAGGGCAGAGUGCCUGGCCGCAGUGGCUCCUUAUUGCGGCCUAUAUAG